AUGGCGGCGCCGGGCUCGCCGCAUCUUUUGAUGGUUAUUGAGGAUAUUAUGGAUGGGAUUCGACAGAAGACCGGGGAGUAUGGGGUUCCUGUUUCCGGGUUGACUUUGGAGAUGACGGGGGAUGUGAUUGACUUUACGGGGCCCAGACGGUUGACUCGCGGUGUUUUGAAGAGUUUGGAAUUGGUUCGCAAUGAGACGAUCGAUAUGGCGAGUAUCUCGAAUCUCUUGGAGCCUGUCCUGGUUGAGGAUGUUUUGAUCUUGCCUGGGUAUUCAUUCGCUGCAACGUCGAAUACUUACAGCAAUGAGAAUGUGACUGGUCCUUCAUUGGUCCAGCAUCAUUAUGCUGGCAGUUGGAAGAAUCAUAAUGGUGGUGAGAUGUGA
Molecule: messenger RNA, 381 nt
Organism: Penicillium crustosum
Lineage: Eukaryota; Fungi; Ascomycota; Eurotiomycetes; Eurotiales; Aspergillaceae
Exons: 1
Coding region: 1-381 (126 amino acids)
Biological process (GO): protein N-linked glycosylation
Cellular component (GO): mannan polymerase complex
Molecular function (GO): alpha-1,6-mannosyltransferase activity
Source: RefSeq, a predicted model, not a curated record